UAUAUCAGGCUUUUUGUUUUUGCAGAUCCUGUCCUAACUCAUUAGAGUUCAUUCUAACUUGAAAAGUAAAUAGAGAAUUUUCAUUUUGGGAGUAUAGUUAAGAUUUGGAAGAUCUUUCACACUGAAAAUAGCUAAGAAUGCUGUAGUGCAAUUUUUAAAAAAGGUACUUACGAAUUAAUAUGCCAAAAUCAAAGAGAAAGCUGAAAAUCAGAGACUAAAGGAGCCCUUAAUUCUUAUUUGCUCUGAGUGCAUUUGCUAAACUGGGGAGACUUGAUUAGAUUUGAUUAAGAAUUUGGUGGAUUUGCAGGACAGGAGGCGUAGUUAGAAGUCAGCCUAGGGCUCGUUCAAGGUAAGCUAACAGGAGACUCUCUGCCUCUAGUUCUGGAAAUCCCAAAGGUCUGUGGCCUCAAGGACUAAAACUCACUCUACCUCUUUUAGGGAACCACAAGGACAGUUGCCUUGACGCCAAGUAAAACAGGAGAAGAAAACGUGUCCUUGGAAAGUUGUAACCAUGGACGGUGGUAGAGAGGUGGUUCACAUCACCUUGGUGGUCCUCCCAAAAUUCCAAGAUAUUGAUACUAAAAUUGGAAGUUUGUAUCAAUUGCUGACUGUUAGAAAUCGUAUGUAAUGGCAACAGAAUUUCUAAAGAGCUGCUGUAGAGGAUGUUUCUAUGGUGAAAUAGAAAAGCACAAUUUUUCCACAGAAAGAGACUUUAAAGCAGCAGUCUCAGAAUGUCAGAAUACCACUGUCUGUGUACCUCCAUUGACUUCUGUCUCCGUAAAGCCUCAGGUUGGCUGUACUGAGGAUUAUUUACUUUCCAAAUUACCGUCUGAUGGCAAAGAGGUACCAUUUGUGGUGCCCAAGUUUAAGUUAUCUUAUAUUCAGCCCAGGGUACAAGGAACUCCUUCACAUCUGGAAGAACUGGAAGGAUCUGCCAGAGCAUCUUUUGGAGAUCGAAAGGUAGAACUUUCCAGUUCAUCCCAGCACGGAGCCAGCUACGAUGUAUACAACCCAUGCUAUAGGUAUCAGCACAUUUCACCUGAUUUGAUCCGGCGCCUUCCUCCACGUUCAGAAGCAGCGAGACUAUAUGGAUCAGUUUGUGAUUUGAGGACCAGCAAACUUCCCAGUUCCCCUGGGCUAAGCAAGUCUAUGUUUGAUCUUACAAGUUCAUCCCAGCGGUUCAUCCAGAGACAUGAUUCCCUGUCCAGUGUGCCUAGCAGCUCUUCUUCCAGGAAGAACUCCCAGGGGAGUAACAGAAGCCUGGAUACAAUUACUCUGUCAGGAGAUGAAAGAGAUUUUGGGAGAUUGAAUGUGAAAGUGUUUUAUAAUUCUUCAGUAGAGCAGAUCUGGAUCACAGUUUUACAGUGCAAAGAUUUAAGUUGGCCUUCUAGUUGUGGAGACACUCCUACUAUUUCUAUAAAAGGAAUACUAACAUUGCCCAAACCAGUGCAUUUCAAAUCUUCAGCAAAGGAAGGCUCUAAUAGUAUUGAAUUUAUGGAAACUUUUGUAUUUGCUAUUAAACUCCAAAGUCUACAAACCGUAAGGCUUGUAUUUAAGAUUCAAACCCAGACACCCAGGAAGAAAACCAUUGGAGAAUGCUCACUGUCACUCAGAGCUCUUAGCACACAGGAGAUGGAUUACUCUUUGGAUAUAACGCCACCUUCAAAAAUUUCUGUUUGCCAUGCAGAACUUGAAUUGGGGACUUGUUUUCAAGCAGUAAAUAGCAGAAUUCAGUUACAGAUUCUCGAGGCACAGUACCUUCCAAGCUGUUCAUCACCUCUCACUUUGAGUUUUUUUGUGAAGGUGGCAAUGUUUAGUUCAGGAGAGUUGAUUUAUAAGAAGAAGACACGCUUACUGAAGGCCUCCAGUGGCAGAGUAAAGUGGGGAGAAACUAUGAUUUUUCCACUCAGACAGAAUGAAAAAGAAAUUAUUUUUCUCAUUAAGCUUUACAGUCGGAGCUCUGUAAGAAGACGACACUUUGUGGGGCAGAUUUGGAUAAGCGAAGACAGUAAUAACACUGAAGCAGUGAAUCAGUGGAAAGAAACCAUUACAAAUCCAGAAAAGGUUGUUAUCAAGUGGCACAGAUUAAAUCCAUCUUGAAGACUUCACACAUUAAUUUGAUGAAGAAUUUGACAUUCUUUUAGAAGACUUAGGAUUUCAAUUUGCUACCAAUGAAAAGAGACAAAUCAAUACAUUUGUCAAUUUAUUUAUGGAGGUCAUAAUUGUAAUGUGUAAUGGAUCUUAUAGAAAAUUAAAUUUGAUUAAAGAAAAUGGGAUGACUUAUAUCUGAUAUCCAAAAUAGAGGGGAUGUUUUAAAACUAUGCCAAAAUAGACAGUGAAAUAAAGAGUAGUAUUUCUGGGGCAACUAAAUAAAUUAUAAAAUCAAUGAGAAUUUCAACCAUAGGUGGUGAUUGCUAUCUUACAUUUACGGGUUUUUUGAAAGCUUUCCCUAGAUAUUUAAAAUCUAAUAUAUCAAGUCUCUGUUAGUACUGUUAGACAUGUAGAAGACUUUACUACUGACUGUUUCAGUGCCAGUCAUUCUUGAUUAGAUCUUGACUCCACUGCUUACCUCUUGCUACCUCUCUUCUCUGAGAAAACAAAUAUGAAUCAUCGAACCACUUCAGCUCUUAGGUAUUCGGGGAAGAGUUGUGCCCUAGGUUUCUUACUUCUUACCCAUAAGGCGUCACAUUGCCACUGUAUAAAUUAUUUAUCUCCGAGAAACUUCAAAUAUAGAACGCUAUGUUUUGGCAAGAAUAAACGAAAACACCAGAAGGUUGAAGUUUAAUUGGAAACCUUGUGUGUACACAUUUUGCUGUGUUUUCCUCCCUCAAAUAUUUUGCCUUUUGUUUUAAUUGGAGUUGGAAUAAGAUUAUCCUCCAUAUAGCUCCUCCUAAUUAGCAGAACUAAAUGAGCUUAAUUAGCAAGUUCAAUAUUUUAUGAUAAUUAUUUCCCUUUUGUUAGUGUUUAUAUAUAUCUCUAUAGAUAUAGAGAUAUAGAUAUAUAUAUAUGAACUACUCGUUCUAUAAUCCACAGUGCUAUUUUCCCAUGUUUUUUAAGAAACUGUACGUGAUAGCAUUAUAUAGCACAUAUUUUCUAUUGCAGUUUCUCUCAGGAACUCACUAGAAGUCAGUAUGUGGGCCUAAUUUCAGGUUAGUCAGCUAUGCAAACUAUGCCCCAAAAGAAUAGCUGCUUGGAGAAACAGAUAAUGCCUUCCUUGAUCUUGGCAAGUCUGACUUUAGUUUUGCUAAUGAGUAGACCAACUGCUCUGUGGUCAUGGUCUUCCAUUUUUUUCUCUCUCUUACCUUGUCCACACAUGCCAGGAGGCAGAUGGUGAUAUUUUAGACCAGAAGAUACUUUGGUAUAGCUUUAGAAUACCGUCUUCAUUCUAGUUCUUAUGUUCUGUAUGUCUCAUUAAGAUUUUCUCAAGUAAACCCUUAAUUCCUUUUUUCCUAGGUAUCAUCUCCACAAGCUACAAAAUAUGCCUAAUUUACACGUUCUUUGCUUCUAUUCCCUAGAGUUUAUCUUAUACUGGUGGUGUUGACAGUGUGCAUUUGGAAAUAAUUUUCUGAGAUUUGUGAACAAUGAAAUAUUGGUCAGUACUCAUGUGAACUUUCAAGAGAAAUCACCUUGACUGUAGUGUUUUACAUCUUUGAGACAAAUGACUUUAUUUUUUUAGAGCAGUUUUAGGUUCACUGCAAAAUUGACAGGAAGGUACAGAGAGUUCCCAGGUACCCCUGACCCCCACAUACACACACCUUGCUCAUCAUCAACAUAGCCCACCAGAAUGAUACAUUUGCUAAAAUCAGUGAACCUACAUUGGCAUAGUGUUAUCACCCAAAUUUAGGGUUCGCUCCUGGUAUUGUCCAUUCUGUGAGUUUUGACAAGUGCAGAAGGUCGUAUAGUCACCACUGUAGUAUCAUACAGAGUAGCCUCACUGCCUUAAAAAUCCUCUGCAAAUACACCUAUUUUAAUAGCCACCAAAUAGGUAUUUUGGCUUUUGGACAAUAAAUAACAGACUUUAUUGGUUUUUUUUUUUUAAUCUAGAAUUUAAUUUGAGCAGUUUUUUGUGUUCUAUUAAUGCUUCCAAUUCCUAAAUUUAUUAUAUGUAGUCAUGUAUUUAACUCAAUUUAAAUUAUUUAAUGUUUAAUGUUUUUGCAAUACGUAUACAAUGUAUAAUUUCAGAGAAAGUGUGAUUUUUGGUUUCUUGCAUGUCUUAGAAUCAUAGGUAAAUAAAAAAAAUUAAAAAAAAAUCUUUUCACUUAAAAGACCUUUCAGUUAGAGUAGUAUUGACACAACUAAGUUCCCAAAUAUUUUAAUUAGUUUUAGUUAAGCCUUUUUCUGGUGCGAGAGGUACCGAAUAUAGAUGAUAUUCUGGUUGUCUUUGAAGCUUUACAUGAAAUAUGAAAAGAAACACACUUUUUUGUUAAUAGCUACUCAAAUUAUGAGAAAAAACAUUAGCUGGUAAUAAAAACAUGAGAUAGUAAGCAAAAAUCACUUGUCUUUGUUUUUACUCGGGUAUUUCUUGACCUUUACCCACUUAUCACAAGGACAAGGGAAUCAAAAUGGUGCUAGAUGACCAGAGAAAGCCAUGGAAGGGUUCACACUGAUAGCUGAUAGUUUAUACAAUGCUAAUCCCUAACUCUGUGCUUAUUUAUGUAUAAGCUUUCAGAUUGAUACAAUUAGGUAGCUACAGCCCAUGUCAAAAUACAACAUUCAGCUUUCAUUUGGUUUUGCAUGACUUUUUCUUUUAGCAGACCUCCUAGGGAAAUUAUCACUGAAGUAUAUCAGUUCCAGCAUUUACCAGACCGUUAAGAAGAAACCAAUGGCAUUUUGAACAUAUGUAAUUGUGAGCUGAAAAUAAGCUAAAGUGAACUUCUGCUUAAAUAUAGUUAUGUGAAUUUCUGAUACUAUUGUACUGAAACCAUAUUUCCCAAAAUUUCCCCCCAAAUUGUUACUGUUUGUUUAAUAAAAUAAUUGUUUAUUUUUGAAGGA
This is a messenger RNA of Herpailurus yagouaroundi (jaguarundi), 4992 nucleotides long. RefSeq names its product tandem C2 domains, nuclear (gene TC2N). The coding region runs from base 628 to 2100 and encodes 490 amino acids. Lineage: Eukaryota; Metazoa; Chordata; Mammalia; Carnivora; Felidae. The transcript is spliced from 12 exons. The record is from RefSeq and is a predicted model, not a curated record. Gene Ontology annotation, cellular component: nucleus.